Molecule: messenger RNA, 474 nt
Organism: Chondrus crispus (carragheen)
Lineage: Eukaryota; Rhodophyta; Florideophyceae; Gigartinales; Gigartinaceae
Exons: 1
Coding region: 1-474 (157 amino acids)
Source: RefSeq, a predicted model, not a curated record
AUGCCGCAGGGGGAGACCCGCCCGCAGUGUCAGCGCGCGCUUGCAGAAAGGCGCGUCGGCGAGCAACCGCCACACAUGCACGUCCAGUACGCCCCCUUUCUCCCACCCACCCCGUACAAUAUUGCCGCCUUACUGGGUGAUGCCGAGAGCGGCUACGAGGCCGCUGCCGUAUACUCGUGCUCCGUCACCGACCCCGGCCUGGUGGACGGCUUCUUCGUUCUUGCAAGGAGUAUCAACCGCCCCGAGGUCGUCAUCGAGAACCUGUCUAGCCAUCUAAGCUGUAUUGGAUAUCCGCUAAGGGAGCCGUUUGUCCAGUCGUAUCUGGGCGACGAUUGCAAGUAUUUCGAUGAUGGUGAUGGCGUGGUUGAAGUCAAUAUGUUCGAGCCGGAUGAGGAUGGCAUGCCGCCUGAGGAAGAGGAGGAGGAGGCUACGGCUGGGGAGACCGCGGAACCUGAAGGAGAUAUGGAAGAAUGA